Messenger RNA from Linum trigynum, 384 nucleotides. NCBI's taxonomy places the organism in Eukaryota, Viridiplantae, Streptophyta, Magnoliopsida, Malpighiales, Linaceae. The record is from the annotation of a GenBank genome assembly.
AUGAGGUACCGAGAAACCACUGCAAUGUUUAAUCAGCUCGCAACAAAAUUGUCAAUGGCGGAUGAGAAAGUGUACAACAGGUGGAUGGGAGCAUUGCAGAAAGGGUGCAAGGAGGCAAACAAGGCAUUGUCAAAUACUAUAACUAGCGAGGAUGGGAAUUAUGUACCAACAAGUGGCCUCUCUCUCAAGGAGAAGAGUAAUCCAAGGAAGCACGGCAAGGAACGUUAUGAGUCAAGGAAUGAGAAAGAGCGUCGUCGAAAGACGAUUGUCUAUGGAAAGAGAUUGAAAGCAGUGGAAGUGCUCACGCAGGACACCCAUUUUCAACAUGAUGACCAUCUCACUGACUUGGAAGACGACCUUGCUGAAUUUGGGUGUGGAUAUUAG